AUGGCAAAGGUAUGGGGAGUAUCUAUUGAAGAAGCUAGGGAUUUUGCCAGGAAACACAACAUCCAGUCUGCAAAUCGGAUGUUUCCUAGAAAAGAAUCCACGAAAAAUCAAGAAAAUUUGAUUGCUACUGGCACUAUGGUUGAUCAGAUUGAACACCUAAAGAACUUCAACAUCGAAAUGUCAAAGAAGAAAAAGGCUCAGGAAAGUGCAAUAACCAAACUUGAACAGAGCAGAUUUGGAGAUAUGCUAACAAGAAGAAGUGACCCUGAUCCAAUCAUCAAAGUGAAAUGCACUAAGCCCAAAACUGAAAGAAUGCUUACAUUGUAUAUCACAAGGCGUGUUGAAAAGGGUAAAGCUGCUGGCCAAUACACUGAGGUCUUAUCUUCACAGGAUUUGGUGAAACUUGGGUACAACGAGUGGCUGCAACUUCUAGAGUUGGUCAACAAGAAAAAAGGGAAAUAUUUUGAGGAACUAAGGCUUGUACUUGAAAGACUAAUCACAAAGGUUAAGGAUCUUGCCUUAGUGCUCAAUACCUCAAAUAAAACUUCCUCAUCCUCAGUGUCUGCUUCAAUGUCGUGGAAGAGAACUUUUAAAGAUGUAUAG
Messenger RNA from Lactuca virosa, 603 nucleotides. Lineage: Eukaryota; Viridiplantae; Streptophyta; Magnoliopsida; Asterales; Asteraceae. The record is from the annotation of a GenBank genome assembly.